Messenger RNA from Tigriopus californicus, 701 nucleotides. RefSeq lists its product as uncharacterized. Gene Ontology annotation, molecular function: proton transmembrane transporter activity. The coding region runs from base 111 to 380 and encodes 89 amino acids. The transcript is spliced from 3 exons. NCBI's taxonomy places the organism in Eukaryota, Metazoa, Arthropoda, Copepoda, Harpacticoida, Harpacticidae. The record is from RefSeq and is a predicted model, not a curated record. Gene Ontology annotation, biological process: proton motive force-driven ATP synthesis.
ACAUACAUGCCUGCCCUAGCCGAGGUCAUCACUCUAUCUGUUGGGUGAACUGCGGGUGGUUGUGUGCCCGUGUCUGAAAUCCGCGGUAUCAAGCGACAUCUUCGUCCGCCAUGAGUGGGACUAUCGAUUUGGGUCCGGCCAAUCCCCGGAUCUCGCCCUUGAUCAAAUUGUCCCGAUGGACGCUCUUGGUGGGUGGAAUCUUCUGGGGAGCUCACAGAUAUCGCGUGAACAAGGAGGCUGAGGAUGCCCAUCGGGCGUACGUGUCCCGCAUGCAGCCGAUUUGGGACGCCGAGGCCGCCGUGAAGAAGGCCAAAGCCACCCGAGAGGAGCUCAUCUAUUUGGCCAAGGAAACACAAACACCGAUUCCACCCAACUUCUAAAGCCACUGCAAACCUUUCUACCACCUUCACCAUAAAGAAACCUACCGUAGUCUCCUAUUUACAAUAUCUGAAUGAAAACAAUCCAGUUUCUCUCCGAUAUAAAUUCGCUGAAGUGCCUGUGGACACCCUCGGAUCUUGCGACCUUUGCUUUACACCCACAACCAUCCAGACACGUGUUGACCUAUCCUUCCACCUUCAAUGGCGGAAUAAUCUAUUUGAAGUCGCUAUUUACCAUCCAUCAAAGAUUUGUUCCGUCAAUAAACGCGUCAUCCUGGGAGUACUGACUAAGGUCCCAAUAAUCAUGGUUACGCACGCCACAAA